CGCGCCACGGAACAGCAAGCCUCCUCUACCGGCAACGACAGCACCCCCGCCGGAGGUCACCAUUCACCACCACAGCCUCUUGGCAAUCCUAGAACAUCGGGAUCACAAGCACAUGGCUCUGCAAGACCCGGCGGUCCUUCUGUCAGGGCCCUUCUAGACCUUUUGGCCCCUGCAGACCUUGUCGACCAGAUGCUCAACGACUGGUUCAAGUACGCGCACCCUCUCGCACCAAUACUGCACCGACGGGAUCUCCUCCAUAGACUGCACGACAAUGGGCAGCAUCACGACCCGGUGUUCACAGCCAUGGUCGUGUCCGUCAUAUCUGUCACCAUUUCAACCCUGCGCAGAAGAAGCGUCGAGAGCUACCCGGCCAUAACAUUGCAAAGAUGCAUCUGCAUAAUCGAGGACCAUCAAUUAUUGGAGCUGAGGGGCCGCUAUACCCUGGACUGGUGCAUUGCAUGGUACCACCUGGCGUCGGCGCGGGUCGUAGACUUUGGGUAUGACGAGUUCCAUGUAUAUAGGGCUAUAAAGGAGUCCAUGGCGGGGGUGAACUAUCUGCUGUGCUACGAUGACGACGAGCAGACGUAUGAGGACAAGGAGAGGUUGAAGCGCCUCUACUGGCUCCUGUACAUGUGGCAAGUCGCGUCGGAGCUCCGGGGACAGCCGCAUCUUGUUUUCCUCCCCUUCAACCAGGACCUCGAGAGUCUGAGGCCUCGCGUUAUCGCUGACAGCGACCUAUACCCAGCUCAGACGCCGAGGGACUACACGCCGUACUGGCCAGAGGACGACAUACCUUACGUAGAUGGGUUUGGCAGGCUGGUCGACGUCUUCCUGGUCUGGGAGAAGACCAAGGUGGACAUGGCGUAUAAGCCGUCGCAAGAGACGCUCCUGCGGGCGGUUCGACGGAUACAAUCCAUCAUGGAUGACCUACCGCCCGAGAUCCGGUGGCAGGGCGGGCUGAGCCGGUUCCCACGGGGCGACUGGGGUCACGAGGUCCAGAUGGUCAACAUUCUCAUCACUGCGCUGUCACUCAAGUCCAAUCUGCUGCAGCAUCUAGGCUCCACGCUGCCUGGACUGACACAGCGCCACCUGGCAAGAAUCGUCAGGGAUGUCCUCGAGAUCCUCGACCACGUGCCCCAAUCUGUUUUGGAGACAAACGGGUACUCGGUUGUCAUGAAGAUUCGCGAUAUCGGCGCGGCCUACUUGGCCGAGAUGGAUGUCGGGAUGUCCGGUCAGAGGGCUGUGGAGGAUAGUUUGGUUCUUCAACUCCUUGCGAAGCUCGACAGUUUAGACCUUAGACCAACGUCGAUAAGAGUGGCACUCUGA
This is a messenger RNA of Geosmithia morbida, 1326 nucleotides long. RefSeq lists its product as uncharacterized. Lineage: Eukaryota; Fungi; Ascomycota; Sordariomycetes; Hypocreales; Bionectriaceae. The record is from RefSeq and is a predicted model, not a curated record. The annotation marks the transcript as partial. The transcript has 3 exons.